Messenger RNA from Funneliformis geosporum, 1032 nucleotides. NCBI's taxonomy places the organism in Eukaryota, Fungi, Glomeromycota, Glomeromycetes, Glomerales, Glomeraceae. The record is from the annotation of a GenBank genome assembly.
AUGAAGAUUUUCACAAUAACACAAAGAAUUGAAGUAAGAUCUGAGGAUAAGCUAGUUCCUCCGGCGCUAACAUUUUGUACAACAAAACCAGUGGACUAUGAUUUUGAUAUAAAACUAUAUAACGUAUCAGUUAACAAAGCACGUUGUUGGGUAUUAAGUCCACCCGCGAAUGAUGAUAGAGCUAUAAUUAAAAAUAAUCCUACAACUUCAAAUGUACCGGAUUUGGAAUUUAUUACCGAAAGGAAAUUUACUACGGAAAAUAUAGAAAAUGCGCAAGCACCAUUAUUAGUUAAUAUAUUCGGUCCUUUACAAAAAGAUUCUUCAUUUGACUUUAAUAGAGAUCAAAUAGCACGUUGUUGGGUAUUAAGUCCACCCGCGAAUGAUGAUAGAGCUAUAAUUAAAAAUAAUCCUACAACUUCAAAUGUACCGGAUUUGGAAUUUAUUACCGAAAGGAAAUUUACUACGGAAAAUAUAGAAAAUGCGCAAGCACCAUUAUUAGUUAAUAUAUUCGAUCCUUUACAAAAAGAUUCUUCAUUUGACUUUAAUAGGUUUAUUGUAUUGUCACCUGAGGCUAACAGGGCUAUACAAUUUACAAGGACCAUAAGUCUUGAUGUAAACAAAAUUGUUAAAAGGACCGAUGUUAAAUAUAAUAUUAUUGAUGAAUAUAGAGAUCCCACGGAUUCUUCUCCUGGUCGAUCUAUUAAUAGAUUCACUUUUCGUGCAGAUUCAUUUGAUGUAGUUUAUACAAUAGAUGUACCAAAAGCAACGAUUUGGUCAAUAUUAAGUAAUUGUUUUACAUUAUUAGGUGUAUUAAUUGGUAGUGUAUAUUUCCCAUUCGUUGGUCAUGGUAAAUAUAGAUCGUGGGGUUUCAUUAAUAGAUUGGUCGGUUAUUAUCCUAUUGAGCAUAUAAGAAGAUCUUAUUCGGAAAAUGACAAAGGUCCAAGGAAUGAUUUAGAACAAAAUAAUGUUCCUAAACUUGAGGAAAGGUUGGAGAUUUAUUUAGAGAAAUUUGGACAUGCUAGAUAUGAAUAG